Messenger RNA from Microdochium trichocladiopsis, 568 nucleotides. RefSeq lists its product as uncharacterized. The transcript has a single exon. The annotation marks the transcript as partial. NCBI's taxonomy places the organism in Eukaryota, Fungi, Ascomycota, Sordariomycetes, Xylariales, Microdochiaceae. The record is from RefSeq and is a predicted model, not a curated record.
CAAGGGGGGCGGCUUCAGGGGCACUUCAUCAACAGAAACCUCCGCCACAGCAACCUCAGUCAUCGUAAUCUCCGGCUGAAAGGCCACGGCCGUCCCUCGGUAACCAGGGGAUCAUCUCCAGGAUAUUUGGGCUGCCGAGGAGGAGUAUGCCAUGCUCACCAAAAUGCAACGACGAGGGCGGCGCAUCGCGAAGGUAUUUAUAGCAGCCAUUCAUAUGACGGGACGGGGGACCACGAAGAGAGAACGAGCGGUCGAGCCCUACUCAGACCAGCCGCAAUCCAAAAGGGCAAGACUGAGCGAAACUCGUACUUUCACAAAGGAGCAUCGAGAGGGUCAGAUACCGUCAGGCUCGCGCGAUCCGGAACAGGUCCUACAACCACAAUCAGACUGUCCGCGCUGUUCGCCUUGUCAGCCUUCGACCUCUCAAGACAGAAAGCGACGGGCAGACUCUCAUCUCCAGUUUGAGGGGCAGCUGUCCAAGAAGAAGAGGGGAAGGCGCCGGCUCACUCGUCACGCCUUGAAGAUGCUCAACCGUGAGAACAAAGCAAACACCCGACGCUCACAAAAC